Messenger RNA from Cheilinus undulatus (humphead wrasse), 1014 nucleotides. Its product is annotated as high choriolytic enzyme 1-like. The transcript has 10 exons. Gene Ontology annotation, molecular function: metalloendopeptidase activity; zinc ion binding. Bases 75 to 881 code for a protein of 268 amino acids. NCBI's taxonomy places the organism in Eukaryota, Metazoa, Chordata, Actinopteri, Labriformes, Labridae. The record is from RefSeq and is a predicted model, not a curated record. Gene Ontology annotation, biological process: proteolysis.
GUAUCACACCAAUAAAACCCUGAGGAGGAAUCUGAGCAGCACUCGUCCACACAGAGGAUCUAAGGUCUGCUGGGAUGGCUCGCUUGUCUGUUUUCAGCUUCUCCACUCUGGCUCUGCUGCUGCUGUCAGCCUGCUGCUGGGCCCACAAUGAGCAGGCAGAGGAUGACUCGAAGCUUUCUGUCUCUGAACUUCUGGAGAGAGCCAACAGGGAUCUGAUCCGCUCUGCUGAUGAACCCGACCUGGUUGAAGGAGACAUCGCCGUCGACUCAGAGGCUGAGAGAAAUGCCGACCCCUGCACCAGCCGUGGCUGCAUGUGGGGCAAGUGGACUGAUGGGAAGGUCUACAUCCCUUACUACAUCACCAAUCACUUCACCUCCCGUGAGGCGGCCAUCAUCACCCGUGGACUGGAGUCCUUCUCUUCCUUCUCCUGCAUCCGCUUCAGGCCCAGCAGAAGCAGCGACCGUGACUGGCUGCAGAUCGAGUCCCAGAACGGCUGCUGGUCCUACGUGGGCCGCCGUGGAGGAAAGCAGGUGCUGUCUCUGGCCCGUAGUGGAUGUCUUUACCACGGCACCGUCCAGCACGAGCUGCUCCACGCUCUGGGAUUCAACCACGAGCAGACCCGCUCUGACAGGGACAACCACAUCAGAGUCCUGCUGCAGAAUGUUAUUUCUGGAAUGGAGCACAACUUCAACAAGAUCGCCACCCUGAACCAGGGCACUUCCUACGACUACAACUCUGUCAUGCAGUACCACAAGUACGCCUUCUCCAAGAACAACCAGCCAACCAUGCUCCCCAUCCCUAACCCCAACGUGUCCUUUGGUAACGCCCAGGAGAUGAGCCGUAAUGACAUCGCCAGACUCAACACCCUCUACAAGUGCUAGAGGAGACAGCACACGUCCUCACAGAGAGGAGACACACACCGUCUCCACAGGAUCACGGACCAGAAGAAGACAUGACCUGGACUCAUCAACGAAACCGUUAUUGCUCAUAACAAUAAAGUAACUCUGGCUGAAA